Pseudopipra pipra is the source of this 9150-nucleotide messenger RNA. It is a transcript of the gene ATRNL1, whose product is annotated as attractin like 1. Gene Ontology annotation, cellular component: Golgi apparatus. The record is from RefSeq and is a predicted model, not a curated record. The coding region runs from base 97 to 4287 and encodes 1396 amino acids. The transcript is spliced from 30 exons. Gene Ontology annotation, molecular function: protein binding. Lineage: Eukaryota; Metazoa; Chordata; Aves; Passeriformes; Pipridae.
GGAAGCGGGGGGUUUGAAUCUCCCUGGCUGGAUUAUCUCCCUUCAGGGGAAGCUGCCAUCGCCGCCCGGCCUCGGCCCGCGGCCCCUGCGGCCAAGAUGGACCUGGGCAGCGCCGCCCGGAGAGCGGGAGCUGCCCCCGCAACCCCGGCCGCCUGGAGACCUUUCCCCUCCGCCUGCUGCUGCUGCUUCGCCUCGCUCCUGGAUGUGAACAGCUGGCUGCUCUUCUACGGCUUCCUCUACCUGGCUCUCUACGCCCAGGUGUCCCAGUCCAAGUCCUGCGACAAAAUCUCCUGCUUUUCGGGUCAUUGUGUCAACUCCACCUGUGUCUGCGACCAGGGCUGGGUGGGAGACCAGUGCCAACACUGCCAGGGCAGGUUCAAGUUAACAGAACCUUCUGGAUAUUUAACAGAUGGACCCAUAAAUUAUAAAUAUAAAACUAAAUGUACAUGGUUAAUUGAAGGAUACCCAAAUGCGAUACUAAGAUUAAGAUUUAAUCACUUUGCCACAGAAUGUAGUUGGGACCAUAUGUAUGUAUAUGAUGGAGAUUCGAUAUAUGCACCUUUAAUAGCUGUAUUUAGUGGUCUAAUAGUCCCUGAAGUGCGUGGAAAUGAAACUGUUCCUGAAGUAGUUACUACAUCUGGCUAUGCAUUGCUCCACUUUUUUAGUGAUGCUGCUUAUAACCUAACGGGAUUUAACAUUUUUUAUUCAAUUAAUUCCUGUCCUAAUAACUGCUCAGAACACGGGAAGUGUACAACCAGUGUGUCUGUACCAAGCCGGGUAUACUGUGAGUGUGACAAGUAUUGGAAAGGAGAAGCCUGUGAUAUUCCAUACUGUAAAGCCAACUGUGGCAGUCCAGAUCAUGGGUACUGUGAUUUGACAGGAGAGAAGCUGUGUGUUUGCAAUGAUAGCUGGCAAGGUCCAGAUUGUUCUCUGAACGUCCCUUCCACGGAGUCUUACUGGAUUCUCCCAAACGUGAAGCCAUUCAGCCCUUCCGUGGGCCGCGCUUCCCACAAGGCCGUCCUACACGGGAAGUUUAUGUGGGUGAUUGGUGGAUACACUUUUAACUACAGUUCCUUCCAAAUGGUGUUGAACUACAAUUUGGAAAGCAGUAUAUGGAAUGUAGUACCUGUAUCCAAAGGGCCACUCCAGAGAUACGGGCACACUCUUGCUUUGUAUCAGGAAGACAUCUACAUGUAUGGAGGCAAAAUUGAAACAAAUAAUGGCAAUGUUACUGAUGAACUGUGGAUUUUCAACAUACACAGUCAAACAUGGAGCUCCAGAACUCCUGCAGUACUUGUACAUGGCCAGCAAUAUGCUGUGGAAGGUCAUUCAGCACACAUAGUAGAGCUGGACAGCAGAGAUGUGGUUAUGAUUAUAAUUUUUGGAUAUUCUUCCAUAUAUGGUUACACAAGCAUUGUGCAAGAAUACUACAUCAGGUCUAAUUCUUGGCUUGUACCAGAAACAAAAGGUGCAAUUGUGCAAGGUGGAUACGGCCAUACAAGUGUCUAUGAUGAACUGACUAAAUCUAUUUAUGUCCAUGGUGGAUACAAAGCAUUACCUGGCAAUAAAUAUGGAUUGGUGGAUGACCUUUACAGAUAUGAAGUUAAUACGCGGACAUGGACUAUUUUGAAAGAGAGUGGUUUUGCAAGAUACCUUCAUUCAGCUGUCUUAAUCAAUGGAGCUAUGCUCAUUUUCGGUGGAAACACUCAUAAUGAUACUUCACUGAGCAAUGGUGCAAAGUGUUUUUCUGCUGACUUUCUUGCAUAUGAUAUAGCUUGUGACGAAUGGAAGGUUUUACCAAAACCUAAUCUGCAUCGAGAUGUCAACAGAUUUGGUCACACUGCUGUUGUCAGUAAUGGGUCCAUGUAUAUAUUUGGGGGUUUUUCAAGUGUUCUAUUGAAUGACAUCCUCGUGUACAAACCUCCAAACUGUGAGGCAUUCAGAGAUGAAGAGCUGUGUAAAAAUGCUCGUCCAGGAAUAAGAUGCCUGUGGAAUAAAAAACACUGUGAAUCUUGGGAAUCUGGACAUGCUAAUAAUAUCCUUAGAGCAAAAUGUCCUAAGAAAACAGCUGCUGCAGACGACAGAUGUUACCGGUACGCGGACUGUGCGAGCUGCACUGCCAACACAAACGGGUGCCAGUGGUGUGAUGACAAGAAGUGCAUUUCAGCAAACAGUAACUGUAGCAUGUCAGUUAAAAACUACACCAAAUGUCACGUGAGAAAUGAACAGAUCUGCAAUAAACUGACCAGCUGCAAGAGCUGCUCCCUGCACCUGAACUGCCAGUGGGACCAGAGGCAGCAGGAGUGCCAGGCACUACCUGCUCAUCUGUGUGGAGAAAGAUGGAGUCAUAUUGGAGAUGCCUGCCUCCACAUAAAUUCUAGUCGUGAAAGCUAUGACAAUGCUAAGCUGUAUUGCUACAACUUAAGUGGAAAUCUUGCCUCAUUAACAACCUCAAAAGAAGUGGAAUUUGUUCUGGAUGAAAUACAGAAGUAUACACUUCAGAAAAUUUCACCUUGGGUAGGUUUACGCAAGAUCAACAUCUCCUACUGGGGCUGGGAUGACAUGUCUCCUUUUACAAAUACAACCCUGCAGUGGCUUCCUGGAGAGCCAAAUGACUCCGGCUUCUGUGCCUAUCUGGAGAGAGCAGAGGUGGCAGGUCUGAAAGCAAAUCCCUGCACUGCAAUGGCAGAUGGCCUUGUGUGUGAAAAACCUGUUGUCAGUCCCAACCAGAAUGCCAGACCCUGCAAAAAGCCGUGCUCCCUGCGAACAACGUGUUCCAACUGCACGAGCAAUGGUAUGGAAUGUAUGUGGUGCAGCAGCACCAAGAGAUGUGUUGACUCCAAUGCCUAUAUCAUCUCCUUCCCCUAUGGACAGUGCCUGGAAUGGCAAACUGCCACAUGCUCCCCUCAAAACUGCUCUGGACUGAGGACCUGUGGACAGUGUUUGGAACAGCCUGGAUGUGGAUGGUGCAAUGAUCCCAGUAACACUGGUAAAGGACAAUGUUUGGAAGGAUCAUCACGAGGUCCAAUGAAGCCUGUUGGUAAUGAAAUGGUGCUUGAUGCUGGUCUUUGCCCAAAAGAGAAAAAUUACGAGUGGUCUUUUAUCCAGUGUCCAGCUUGCCAGUGUAACGGCCACAGCACCUGCGUCAACAGCAAUGUCUGCGAUCAAUGUAAAAACCUCACAACAGGAAAACAGUGUGAGACGUGCAUGCCAGGAUAUUAUGGGGAUCCCACAAAUGGAGGACAGUGCACAGCUUGCACAUGCAGCGGACAUGCAAAUAUAUGUCACAUGCAAACAGGAAAAUGCUUCUGCACAACUAAGGGAAUCAAAGGAGAUCAGUGUCAACUCUGUGACUCUGAAAAUAGGUAUCUUGGAAAUCCACUUAGGGGAACAUGCUACUACAGCCUUUUGAUUGACUACCAGUUUACCUUCAGCUUAUUACAAGAGGAUGACCGCCAUCACACUGCCAUAAACUUUAUAGCAAAUCCAGAACAGUCAAAUAAAAAUUUGGACAUAUCAAUUAAUGCAUCAAACAACUUCAACCUCAAUAUUACAUGGUCUAUUGGUUCUACAGCUGGAACAAUAUCUGGAGAAGAGAUUCCUGUUGUUUCUAAGGCUAAUAUUAAGGAAUACAGAGACAGCUUUUCCUGUGAAAAAUUUAACUUUCGAAGCAACCCAAACAUCACCUUCUAUGUCUAUGUCAGCAAUUUCUCCUGGCCAAUCAAAAUACAGAUUGCCUUCUCACAGCACAAUACUAUCAUGGAUCUGGUGCAGUUCUUUGUCACCUUCUUCAGUUGUUUCUUAUCCCUACUGCUGGUAGCUGCUGUCGUUUGGAAAAUCAAACAAACCUGUUGGGCUUCUCGACGGAGAGAGCAACUUAUGCGGGAGCGACAGCAGAUGGCCAGCCGCCCCUUUGCUUCUGUCGAUGUAGCACUGGAAGUAGGAGCUGAGCAAACAGACUUUCUACGAGGGCCAUUAGAGGGUGCUCCUAAACCGAUUGCCAUUGAGCCAUGUUCAGGAAACAGAGCCGCAGUCCUGACGGUGUUUUUGUGUCUUCCCAGAGGACCAUCAGGAGUCCCCCCGCCUGGUCAGUCAGGGUUUGUACAUUCCUGGCAUGAAGAACAGGGAUUUUUUAAAAGCAGAACACGCAAUAAGAAAAUAAAAUAUCAUGAAGGAGACUCUCAAAUAAAACUGUGGAAGAGGAAUAAGCACCAAGCAACACGCCUCCCCCACCCCAAAUGCUUAUUAGCACCUUUAAUACAAACAUUGGUAUUAAUGAGAAUUUAACCAAACAUCUCAAAAACUUGUGGCAUGAAUAUAUGUGUAAUGAACAGCCAGCAUCUUUCUUUCCUACACAAAGGAAAGCAUUUAUCAUUGUGGUAACACAAGGGACAGAAAACAAUGCCAAUUCACAAAUAAAAUCUCUCAUGACUUAAUAUUGUUGGUGUGUCCCCUGCGAUCCUAGAAUGAUAAAUAUUUUACCUCCUUUUGUCAGUAUCAGAAGCAUUUUCAUAUGUGGAAUAAAGGUUCAUUCAUUAUGAUCUGCUUUUUUUCCAGAUUACUUUUUCCAAGCUGGUUCAGUAUACAUCAUGCCAAUGAUAUUGUACCAGUUUCCUUGUGGUCAUUUCAAAACUCCACUAGUACCUGUGAUGCUACCAGUUUGAUUUCUAUUUAUGACUGGAGUUUUUUUAUUAUUAUUUAUAUUCUCAAGGCUUUCAGAGUCCUCAUUAUGUCAGAGACUUCAUUACACUGAGAGGUGUACAAAUAUGUACAUAACCUAGCCUACGAGCACUGGAACUGGACAUGCCAGUUGAGUGUCCAUGGAGUGUGAUCUUCUGGGAAGCCCACAGGCAAUGUCUCUUUGGUCUCUCACAUUUUUCCUCAAAGGAGGAUGGAGGUUGUGGACAGUUCUGAGGAGGGGGCAGAAUUUUCCACUAACUCAAGUAGUUUCUGUGCUAUUUCCCCCUGAGAAGUUGCUGUGAGGGGUCAACGCCCAUGAAGUUUAUGCAGAACACAGUAGUCAUUCUAGGUGAAAUGUCUGUAGCUCCAUCCUCAUCCACCUGCCCAAAACCAAUCCAUUCUGGUUUUGCUUAAUAUUGCAAUAUUUCAGUAACUCAAAACACACCUUGAUUUCAAAAUAUGUCUUCUGCAAAUAAUGUCAGUACUCUAAAUAGACUUACAUUAUUUUCAAUGAGGAAUACACAAGCGUUAAGCACGUUAUGUUCUAAGGAGAGCUGUCCUGGCUACAGUGUGAUGCAAGCCCAUCUCUCAUUCAAUGAUGGCAUUAGGAAACAUAGUCAUUGCACUAGACCUAGGCAAACUAGCUAAACACUAUAUUAGCAUGCAUUAGUUAAUUUGUUUGUAGCAAUUUGGAGAUAACAAGCUCAGGAUUUUAAUACAAUUUUUCUUCCCUGGACACAUCUCUUGUCUUCCUAUUUAAACCAGUAUGAAAAGGUCAGUAAACAUUGAAUUUGUAAAUGAAAGCUCUAAAACAGGACUUGAAAGAGCUAGUCUUUUGGGAGGGGGGGAAAGUGUGAAAAAUCAGCUUGUUAAAAUCAGACCUUCAAUUUUGAUCUCUUAACAGGCUCAUAUAUGGUUAACCAUUUUUUUUCCACUAAAAAAAUCUCAUGUCUGGAUCUAAAUCUCAUUUAGUUUAAAACCACUACCCCUUGUCCUAUCACUAUCUGCCCAUGUAAAAUGUUGGUCUCCUGUGACUGAAGCCACAUGAAAAUGUGAAGACUCCAUCAUGACUUCAUCCCAGGGGAAGCACCUAGUUUUGUGAAUUACUGAGCAUAUGCAGCUUCAGCGGAGAACAGCACAGACAUACCUCACCCUAAAAGCUGUUUGUUCUUGCCAGAGCCUCCUGGCCCUACUUCCCUCCCUUUGAAAUCCACCCCAGUGGAUCUGGAGAGGACUUAAACCCCACUGCCUCAGCCUCUGUGGACAUUAAGCAGCUUCAUGCACAGUUUUCACUGUCCCAAAGGAUAGCUGUAUCCUUGAGGCCAUCCCAGUGAGAAAAACACAUUUUUGUCCCUUUUGCAGCAGGAGUAGUGAAAGCACUGUUAAACACAUCAAAGAUGAAAAGUUGCAUGAAAAAUCUGCACUAGUUAGCACACAGCUUUUAAAAUCUCAAAUGGAAAUAUUCUUCUUAAGGCACAUGUGGGAAUCAAAUGAUGAAAUAAAGCUGGCUGUAUUUAGAUUGUUCACAAUCUAUUUCAUUCCUCUUAAAGAAAUAGUUAGGUCGUAGUUCAAAUGUUGAACAGUUAUUUUUAUCUCUCUUUGUAAUAGUGGAUGUGUGUAUUUUUCCUGGAAAAGAAUUGCUCACUGAAAUGAGAAAUCAGGAGGACAAAUAUAUAAAUGAUUAUUAGGAUGUUUGCAGCCUUUAAAACCUACCAUACCAUCAUCUUCUCACACGAGUACAAUCCAAAAUGAUGAAAGACAGUAGAAGGGAAUUAGAGUAGUCUUAGUAACUAACAUCAGAUUCACAAAGAGAAUUCCUGAUUAAUGGAAGUCUAUGUACUAAGUACUUUAUAAAGGCAAUUAAAUAAUGUGGUGGCUGAAGCUUAACAGAAGAAGAAGGAGCAAAAAUAAAAAUGGAAAAUGAAGGGCUAUAUGGAAGGAUGACAUUGGAAAGUAGUGUAGGAAAAAGGCAGGAAUCCUAUAUAUUCCACUGUUGUUAUAUUGAAUGCUUGUCCAGACAAGAUAGAACAAACAAAAAUCAACUCACAGUGUCACACAUCUGGACACAGGCCUUACGGAGGUUUAUAUCAAUCCCUCUUGUCUCUAACUCUUCCCCUUUUGGGGCAUAAUACCUUAUAUUCCUGAACUUUAAGCGUUGCCAAGUCCAAUUUUUCCCCCUACAUUUUAAAAUAGAUGUCAUAAAAUGUGGUGUCCCACCUUUCAGAAGCAAGGUGUAGUUUGCCACUGUUUUCCUGCUUUUUUCAUUCUUUGCACCCAAAAUUGCAGCAAGGAACUAUGCUUUUCAUUAUCACGUUCUUUUCUAUUCUUUAUGAAAAUCAAUGUUUGCUUAUGGCAGCUUCAGAGUCUCAAGUGUAUGGUGUCUAAUGAUAUUGCUUUAAAGUUUUAUAUUAUAUCUUUAUAACUUAGGAUAAUUAUUUAUAGUUGCAAAUCAUAAUGUAGCAGCAUUAUAGGAAACAGAAUGCUGGAUUGCAUUUGAAAGGGAGAGCAGAUUCAGGGUUUAUUAUAUUAUUAUAUUAUUAUGUUAUUAUAUUAGAGAAGGCACUUCAGGGGCUACAGAAGAAAGCAACUCAAAUUGUAGCAGUUCUCAGAAGCUGGGAUAGUACAAAACAGAUUUCAUUCAUAGCACUCUUGUAUCAUUAUCACUGUAUAUAUAGCCAUUAAAGUAUAAUUGAAAUAUAGAAAAUCAGGAAAUAAGGGAACUGAAGCUAAGUUUUUCACAUGUGAUCAAAAAGCAUAUGGGAAAAAAAUAGGGGGGGUGAAGGCCAGCAGUUAAAUAGAAAAUAGAAGACUCCAUGCAAUUUCUGCUUUUAAAAAACAGACAGGAGAUUUAGCAAAAUUGCAGUGAGGGAGUUCUAAUGUCCUACUGAAGGUUUGUUUCUCCUUCAUCACGUAGUAAAAGCUUUUUGAAAAUGCAUAAAUGAAAACUAGCUCCUAAUCACAUCCUGGAAUACAAAGACACUGAGAUGCUUUAUAUGGCACAUCAGGUUUUAAUGAAAAUUUCGGUAAGAGCAAUGCACAGAAUUGCUCUGAAUUUUGUCCGUUGUCUCAAAGAACCAUCCUGACACUGGAAAACUCCAAGCAAUAUGUAUCUCUUAACACAUCUUCUCCCUGGUUUCAUUUAUGCCAUUUCUUACUUGCAUGACUGGUGCUGAGGAUGCGCUGCUGCAGUAACUAUUCAGUAUCUGAUGAUGUAUUUUCAUUGAGUGCCUCUUCAGGGAGCUCACAUUGUUGAGAAAUGGACUUUGUGAGAUUUUCUGGACUGUAUCUUUCACUUGAUUUCUACCUUUAUUUUUCACAUCCAUUUAGUAGCAUGAGUCCUGUUUGACAGGCUAUGAGUUAGAGAUCUUAUUCUGGUGUAUUAAGAGGAGAUGUGCAAAUCAGGCUGAGAUUUAUGCCAAAUUUGAUCUCAAGAGAGGAAUAUUUCGUGGCUCCUGUAUCCCUGGUGAAUGUUGUUUCUAAAAGGAGAAACACGGAACCUGAAUUUGGUGUGUCAGGAGAAUCUUUCUCAGUUUUUUCCAGGGGCACUUAGACGAAUGUUUUAAAUGGCAAAAGUUAUAGUUUGGUAAUCUUUUUACCAGAAUAGAGUUUUUUACUGGAUUGGUUUUGGUUCUGUUUUUUUGGGGUUUUUUUCAAAAAUUUUAAUUUAUUUAAUGGGUGAAUGGGACAGUGAGUGCUACUUGUUGAUUUUGAGUACACAUAGAGCUAGCUAGCAAGCUGUGACUAUGUACUGUCAGUUUUCUAAUUCUUCCUCUCCAAACUAGGACACAUGCCUAGGGCAUGUAAUAUAUUUACAGUGAUACCAGUCAUUGUAUUACUAUCUCACAGUUUCAGGCAUUUGCUCUACCUGCAUAUGUCACACAAACAGAAAUGGUGCUCUUCUGCUAUAAUUUUGCUGAUAUUUAUCUAUAUUGACUGUUCAGGACCAAGUAAGUGUAUGUAAUCAAUUAGGAAUAGUCAGUGUUUAAAAUGGAAUCCUAUUUCCAUACAAUUUGACAGGUCUAAGUCUGUCAUUGUGCCUGUUAUAGUCAUAACACAGUGUUUUCAGUGUAAAAUAGAAGAUUCAGUAAAGAAUAAAUGAGUAGCUGGGUAGUUUACCUGGAUUCUCAUUCAAAAUUAUUCUCCUUCAGUGCUGACCAUAAUUCUGGUAGGGCAAUUUGUAUAAAAUCUUUCAGGCUUUAAAUGUUUUUUUAUGGUGACAACUUUUCAGCAUUUUCCAAGAUUUUCUGCUGGAAUUAAUAAAAAUCAAUGUUCUGUAUAAGCUGAUGCUGGCUCUGCUGAUAGAGCCACCCUAAUAUUGAUAGCAGGGCAUUUGUGUAUUUUUUUUUUCUUUUUCCUUUUCUUUUCUUUUUCAUUGUUCUCAGACAUUAAUUGUACUGAUACUACAAAUACCCUUAUGUCAGAGAUUCUGAGGACCCUAAAGUUGUCACUUUAGUGAUAUAGUUCAAAAUU